GAGACUUCUCUUAGAAUCAGGUUUCUAUUAAGGGAGGUGGUUCCUUCUCCCAGAAGAGGUUGUAAUCUAAGUAGUUCUUAGUUAACUCCUAUUCCUGCUGUAUAAUUACCUGUCUGCUCCCAUCCUCCUCUUUUCUUCACUUCCAACAUGUCUUUGUUUUCAUAGCUUGGUAAAACUUUGGGUCCUCAGCUUGUUGAUCUCUGUGUGGACCUGCUGAGCAUCUUGUUGUGCCGGGACAAUGAAAUAAAGCUGGAGCAGCAGCAGAAGCAGGAGGAGCAUCAGGCUGAUGGGAUCUCUUCAUGGAUGAGGAGCCUCUGAUGACAGAAGUGUCUUCAAAUGACAAGACCCUGGAGGAUGCACUCACCUUGAUUUUCAGACAUCCUGCACUGGAGAGCUGGUUCCUGGCGUUGGAGCUGCGCUCUGUUCCUCAGCCUGGUCUGAACCCUGUCACUGUGAAGCUCCUGUCAGCUCACCUCCAUUCUGGGGUGCUCCAGCUGCUGAAAACGAGAGAUCACAGACACGUCUUGUCCAAGUAUUUCAAAGCCAUCACCAAAAGUGUCCUGGAAGAGCUGCAGACUGGGGGGAAGGACCAAAGCCAGGUCUAUCCCAGGAAGUCUCACCAGCUGCAGGCUCUGGAGGAGCUGCACAUGUACAUGACUGCAGCUCAGCUGAAGGAGAUCACUUUAACCAUGCUGCAACUUCCUGAGAUGGGCUUGGCUUCUCAGAAAUCUGAAAAAAUCCCCUAA
Molecule: messenger RNA, 746 nt
Organism: Oenanthe melanoleuca
Lineage: Eukaryota; Metazoa; Chordata; Aves; Passeriformes; Muscicapidae
Product: nucleolar pre-ribosomal-associated protein 1-like
Exons: 2
Coding region: 300-746 (148 amino acids)
Source: RefSeq, a predicted model, not a curated record